AUGGAGGCUUUCUGCUCGCAAGCAAACAUGUUUCCGGAACGAGACUGUUGCGAACUGUGCUCAGGCACGCGUGUGAAGCGCUUGCGUCAGUGUUAA
Molecule: messenger RNA, 96 nt
Organism: Peronospora matthiolae
Lineage: Eukaryota; Oomycota; Peronosporomycetes; Peronosporales; Peronosporaceae
Source: the annotation of a GenBank genome assembly